GGCUUCGCCGCACGAUUGGCUUCAAAGUGGAUAGUGCCGAGAGAGAGAGAGAGAGAAGCUUAUAGAAAGUAAGGCUUGUUCCGUUCAAAGCCCGCCAGAGCCAAGCCGAGGUUGCAGCUUUUGAGAGGGGCUGACUGCUGGCUUGUAAAUCAGUUGUAGUCAGUACGCCCUCACUCUUCUCAAGAGUUUAAUGAGGGAGAGCGGAGCUUCCAGGUAUAGAGAGACAGAAACUAGUGCUGUGUGAGUGGAAGUAAAAGGAAGGGGGGGGGGGGUGAGGGAGUCAAUCCCAAUAAUAGACAAAAAGUGGUGGGAAGGAAAGAGAGAGAGUGAGACACCCAUCAAUCAAGACAGCCUGUAUCCUCUAAACUGCGGCAAUGGCUUCAGUGCUGGUGACCAACAGAGCUUCAGGAAGUCCGGGCAGCCAGCUGAAAUGCAAGUUCAAGAGGAGGAGAAGGAGAAGGUCGAAGAGGAAAGUUUGUUCUCCUCCUCCUGUUCUGAAGACAGUGACACAUGCCGGGGUAUGGUUCCAUUGCAGCACCAGGCCUCCAGUCCCUCACCGAACUGAGUUCAACUCUUCACAUGUGAGCCGAGACAAUAAAUUGAACACACUUUCUUCGUUCAUUGGUCCAUUCAAGUAUUUCAGCCCUGGUUUGGAAAAUACAGAGGAUGAGGACAAUCUGAGCACCAGUAGUGCAGAGGUAAAGGAGAACCGCAAUGUUGGGAAUUUAUCUCUGGAGGAUCACCCUCGAGCUGCUGGUGACCGCCAGGUCUUCCGCUGUUCCGAUGUGGCUGCAGGUGGAGCGCCUGGCCUGAAAAGGAAAAGACCCCUGGAGGAAGGGAAUAACGGGCACAUGCACCCGAAGGUGCAGCUGAAGUGUAAGAAACUCUCCUGGUCAGUGACACCAAAGAAUGCCUUAGUGCAGCUGAAUGAGCUAAAGCCAGGCUUACAGUACAAGAUGGUCUCCCAGACUGGACCUGUACAUGCGCCCAUUUUUGCCAUUGCCGUCGAGGUGAAUGGCUUGCUCUUCGAAGGCACGGGACCCACCAAAAAGAAAGCAAAGAUGCGGGCCGCCGAGAUGGCCCUGCAGUCUUUCGUGCAGUUCCCGAACGCCUCCCAGGCUCACUUCACCCUGGGGAACUGUGUCAACCCCAGCACGGAUUUCACAUCUGACCAGGCCGACUUCCCCAACACACUGUUUAAAGAGUUUGAGCCCUCGGCUCAGAGUGAUGGCCUGCCUUGCUGCAGCCCUGCUGAAAAUGAAUUGCUCUACAACGGCUGCAGACAUGGGCGAUUACUCUGCCACACGUUGGAUUUAAUGGUCCAAGCCAAACAAAACAAGCACAAGGUUCCGUUCCCAGCAGCGAGCAGGAAGAAUCCAGUCGAGAUGUUAAAUGAGCUGCGUCCGGGCCUGAGGUACGUGUGCAUCUCGGAGACUGUCGAGAAGCGUGUCAAGAGCUUUGUGAUGGCAGUAAGGGUGGAUGGGAGAAUGUUUGAAGGCUCGGGACGCAGCAAGAAGCUGGCCAAAGUCCAAACUGCACAGGCUGCUCUUCAGACUCUCUUUAACAUCCAGCCUGUACCCAGUGGGAAGCCUUGUCAAGUCCCUGGCAGGAAUAAAUGUCCUCAUUUACCACAGGAGUUUGCGGAUGCAAUAUUCCAGAUGGUCACAGGGAAAUUCAAAGAGCUGACAGACAAUUUGACCUCCUCACACGCACGUCAUAAGGUACUAGCAGGAAUUGUAAUGACAAGAGGUCUAAACGUGAAGGAGGCGCAAGUUGUUGCUCUGUCAACAGGGACAAAAUGUAUAAAUGGUGAAUAUAUUAGUAACCAGGGUCUAACGCUUAAUGAUUGCCACGCUGAAAUUGUGGCACGGAGAUCCUUUCUUCGUUUCCUUUACUCUCAACUGGAGCUACAUUUAAGUAAACAGCCUGAUGACUGGGAACAAUCAAUUUUUACUCGUCAGAAGGAGGGAGGCUACAAGCUGAAAGAUAGCAUCCUUUUCCAUCUGUACAUAAGCACACCCCCAUGCGGAGAUGCACGCCUCAACUCUCAUCGAGAAGAAAGGGCUGAAUUGCAGCACAGUAAACCAUUGAACAGGAAAGUCCGGGGGCAUCUAAGAACCAAGAUUGAAUCUGGAGAAGGCACCAUUCCAAUCCGAUCCUGCCACUCCAUCCAGACCUGGGACGGAGUAUUACAGGGAGAACAUCUACUCACAAUGUCCUGCACUGACAAGAUUAACAGGUGGAAUAUUCUGGGUGCUCAAGGAUCUCUCCUGAGCCAUUUCAUUGAACCAAUCUACCUGCAAAGCAUUGUGUUGGGAAGCACGCACCGUGUUGGUCAUCUUUCCCGUGCGUUGUGCCAGCGGCUGGAGGAUGUUGUUCACCUGCCACCACCUUAUCGAUACAACCAGCCCCUCCUCAGUGGCAUCAGUAGCACUGGAUUUCGUCAGCAGGGGAAGUCUCCAAGCUUCAGUGUAAACUGGACAUUGGGUGACUCUGACCUGGAGGUCAUUAAUGCCACAACUGGAAAGGGAGACUUGGGUCACUCGUCCAGACUCUGCAAACGUGCACUUUAUACCCAGUGGACCAAACUUUAUGGCAAGCUGAGUACACGAGGCUCAAACCUUCAGGGAGCGCCAUCCAUGUACUGCGAAGCCAAACUGGCAGCCGAGCCAUACCAGGUGGCCAAGCAGCAGCUGUUUAAGGCAUUGCGGAAAGCCGACCUGGGCACCUGGGUAAAGAAACCACCGGAGCAAGAUCAGUUUCUGCCAACUGCGGAGGGACAGCAGGCACAGGCACUGGCUUGUGAUUUUUAAUAUGGACUUCAACAAAAGAACGUGAAAAGCUAACCUCCAAAACUCCCCCGUUUCUUCAGAAGACAGUUUCACGCCGUCGCCUCACCGCAACCCUCUACUGCCCCCAUCACGACCAGUCUCAAAAACUGUUCACAGUAUUACGGAGCUCCAUUGCCCCAUCGACAAUGAAUUGCCUGACAGAAUCACACAAUCCUCCGUUUCUUACACUGCAGCUCAAAAUUAACAAAAUUCAACAACAUUGAAUCGGAAACGCAAACUGUUGGCCCAACAACUGACGUGACAAGCACUUCAGGGGGAGAGAUAAAAUCCUUCUUUCAUCAAGUUUUCUGAUAGGGUGCUUUCCUUCCAAAUGCUCAUUUGCUGAGCCCGUUAAAUAUAAUUUAAGAAUUAAUUUCUUAAUAAUCUGAAAUUUAUGCACAGUCUCCCAAUGCACAAAUCUUUUCCAAUUAAUGUCCAAACAUUGAUUGGUUUAAAGUGAUUAUUCAAUUUUGGUGAAAAGCAAACUUAAAUUGAGCUAUCACCGCAAAAAGCAGCCUUAGCUCCACCCGAAUCAGUCCAGUUUAUUGCUGAGAUAAAUAUCACCAUAUCACAAGUUAGACAUGAAUGAAUUAACGCCAAGCAAUGAGCUGUUCAGAGAAGCACAACAAUCUCUUUUUGAGUCAAGACAGCCAACUCUCUAGGAAAUGGGGGUAGAACCCGAGUGAAACCUAACUAAGGAUUCUGGCCUGUUUGAGAAUCAUACUUCCACAAUUAGGUUUUCAGUUUAAGGGUUGAUCAAACGUUUUAUAGAAAACAGGAGAAAAAAAACCCCAUGAAACCAGAGCUGAGAGAAUGAACUCACGGCUACACCAGAAAACAACCAGCAGCUAGAUGUUGUAAAGUGGGGGAUAGGGAGAAUUGCCCCAUUGACACACAUGACCCAUGAAACUUACAGAAUACUGAGAGGCCUGGAUAGAGUGGACCUGGAGAAAAUGUUUCCACCUGUAGGUAAGACUGGGACACAAAGACAUAACUUCAAAGUGAAGGGACGACCCUUUAGAACUGAGAUGGGUUCUUUCAGCCAGAGGGUGGUGAAUCUGUGGAACACAUUGCC
This is a messenger RNA of Chiloscyllium plagiosum (whitespotted bambooshark), 3906 nucleotides long. RefSeq names its product adenosine deaminase RNA specific B2 (inactive) (gene adarb2). Lineage: Eukaryota; Metazoa; Chordata; Chondrichthyes; Orectolobiformes; Hemiscylliidae. Gene Ontology annotation, molecular function: double-stranded RNA binding; double-stranded RNA adenosine deaminase activity; adenosine deaminase activity. Gene Ontology annotation, cellular component: cytoplasm; nucleolus. Gene Ontology annotation, biological process: RNA processing; adenosine to inosine editing. The record is from RefSeq and is a predicted model, not a curated record.